Molecule: messenger RNA, 798 nt
Organism: Trichoderma breve
Lineage: Eukaryota; Fungi; Ascomycota; Sordariomycetes; Hypocreales; Hypocreaceae
Product: bacteriocin-protection, ydeI or ompD-Associated domain-containing protein
Exons: 1
Coding region: 1-798 (265 amino acids)
Source: RefSeq, a predicted model, not a curated record
AUGUCAACCCGAAGGGUAACUAGAGCAACCGUAGCUAAAGCUGCCGCCGAAGCUGCAUCAUCACCAGCUAUAUCUACGGCUUCAUCCAGCAACUCCCUUAUUACCAAGUCCAAGACCAAGUCCAAAUCCAAGUCCAAGUCGAAGAUCACCGAGUCAUCGGUAUCAUCAAGUACCGUCCCCAUCAAAUCAAAGCCCAAACCAAGCCCAACUUCAUCAACAUCAUCAUCAACCACACAAACCCUCAGUUUCCCAUCCGCCUCCCAUUUCGACGCCUGGCUCCUCGAUUCCGGCACCUCAACACCCUCCGGCAUCUGGCUACGCUUCAGCAAGAAAUCAAUCAUCGCAAAAGUCCCCUCCAUCAGCUACCUCGAUGCCGUCGACACUUCUCUCUGCCACGGCUGGAUCGACGGUCAGCGCAAACGCCUCGACGAGCACUUCUUCCUGCAGCGCUUCACACCUCGCCGGCCCCGAAGCUUAUGGUCUGCCCGCAACGUCGAGCGCGUCGAGAUGUUGACGGCUGAGGGCCGCAUGAAGCCCGCAGGUAUCGCUGCUGUAGAUGCUGCAAAGGGGGAUGGGCGCUGGGAUAAGGCUUACGCGGGGCCAGCGACUAUGGAGGUUCCUGAGGAUUUGGAAGAUGCGUUGGCAGAGAACGAAGCGGCAAAGGUGAUGUUCCAGGGGCUGAGCAAGUCGCAAAGAUAUUCGUUCCUGUGGCACAUUCAUACGGCCAAGAAGAGUGAGACGAGGGAACGGAGGAUCCGAGAGUUUGUUGAUCUCUUGGCCGAGGGAAAGACAUUGUAA